AUGGCCUUAUUUGAAGGAGGUGCGGCUGGGGCUCCUCCACCUUCGUUCACGAGAGCGCCACAUCUCUUUCAGGGAGGAAGCGGCGGAGCGAUCCUCAGCGCAGUCUCGUCGUAUGAGAAUAUUCCGGAUACCUUGGGCAUACCGAUACCUCCACCUGCGGGCGCAAGUACGGGUGUCGCGGGUGGCUCGGCUUCGGGUACAGGUGCUGGGGCUGCUUCUGGCGCGGAUCCGGGUACGGGACUGGGACUGGGCCACGACCGACCGUAUCGAUUCUCGUUUUACUCGAAUUUACUAUCGGCGACAAUACACGCGAGGAGCUUGAGUGAGUUACCAGCGGAAGGGCAGACUUUCGAGGAACUGUUUACUGCGGCGGGUGGGAGUGGGCUCGCUUCGAAGACGGCGUUGAAUGAUAGAGGUCCCGGUGGCGCUGGGGAUCCAGAACUUCAUACUUGGUGGUUAGACGUAUUGUCACCGACGGACGAAGAGAUGAAGAUGCUCAGCCAGGUCUUCAACAUCCAUCCUCUCACAACAGAAGAUAUCCAGAUGGAAGAAGCCCGCGAAAAGAUCGAGCUCUUCCGAACCUAUUACCUCGUCUGUUUCCGCUCCUUCGACCAAGAUCCCUACAGCCCGACCUACCUCGAGCCCCUCAACAUGUACAUCAUCGUCUUCCGCGAGGGUAUCCUCUCCUUCCAUUUCCGGCCUACGCCACAUCCACAGAAUGUGAGGCGGCGGAUUAAGCAGUUGAAGGAUUAUAUUAGUGUGACGAGCGAUUGGAUCAGUUACGCGCUCAUCGAUGAUAUUACGGAUGCGUUUGGGCCGUUGAUUCAGAGUAUUGAGUAUGAGGUCGAUAGUAUUGAUGAGUUGGUGUUGAUUUUGAAGGAGGCGGAGCAGAGUGAUAUGUUGAGAAGAAUUGGCACAUGUCGGAAGAAGGUCAUGGGUCUGCUACGACUGAUGGGCAAUAAGGCCGAUGUUGUCAAAGGUCUCGCGAAGCGAUGCAACGAGAACUGGAAAGUUGCGCCUACGUCGGAUAUUGGUCUUUAUCUCUCCGACAUCCAAGACCAUUUGAUCACCAUGACCCAAAACUUGAACCACUACGAAAAAAUCCUCUCCCGGUCUCACUCCAAUUACCUUGCUCAAAUCUCCAUCGAGAUGACGGAUGCGAACAACCAGAUCAACGAUGUGCUUUCGAAAUUAACAGCCCUGGGUACGAUACUUAUCCCCAUGAACUUGGUCACCGGUCUCUGGGGUAUGAACGUCCACGUUCCGGGGCAAGACAUUGCAACUGGUUAUGCAUGGUUCGGGUCCAUCAUCGCUGCCCUAGCGGCUUUCGCCAUCGUGGGUGGAUACACUACCUAUCGUUUCAUGGUCGGCAAAUAG
Molecule: messenger RNA, 1377 nt
Organism: Stereum hirsutum FP-91666 SS1
Lineage: Eukaryota; Fungi; Basidiomycota; Agaricomycetes; Russulales; Stereaceae
Product: cora-domain-containing protein
Exons: 6
Coding region: 1-1377 (458 amino acids)
Biological process (GO): intracellular magnesium ion homeostasis; magnesium ion transmembrane transport
Cellular component (GO): plasma membrane
Molecular function (GO): magnesium ion transmembrane transporter activity
Source: RefSeq, a predicted model, not a curated record